AGAUUCGAUCUUAUAUGACAUAAAGAGCAUUUACUUUGUUGACAAAAUAUAGCUAUGCAUUCCUUCUAUGAGAAGGCACAUAAGGUGUUUUCCUCUUGUUUCUUGCUUUCUUCGUUUACUUGUUCAUUUAUAAAUUUCAUGUCUCAGAAUAGUUUACACACACACUCACAAAAUAUUCAUCUUUAGUAAUUUGCUCUCUCUGCCUUCUUCAAACUCAGUUGCACAAUAUCCUUUUUUUAUCACUUAUCAUGGCUUCUAGUUCUUCAUCAGCACCUCCCUGCAAAUAUGAUGUUUUUAUUAGUUUUAGAGGCAAAGAUAUCCGUAAGCGUUUUCUGUCCCAUCUCUUUGUUGCUUUGGAGCGAAAACAAAUCAACGCCUUCUUGGAUGAAAACCUUGAUAAAGGAGAAGAUAUCUCACCAGCUCUCUUGAAAAUAAUCCAGGAGUCAAGUCUCUCAAUAGUCAUUUUUUCUGAAAAUUAUGCAGAUUCUCCAUGGUGCUUGGAUGAGCUUGUGAAGAUACUCGAAUGCAAGGAAACUUUAGGACAAAUGGUCCGACCAGUUUUUUAUGAAGUAGAUCCAACUGACGUUCAAGAGCCGAGAGGAAAAUUUAAGGAGGCAUUUGAUAUUGCUAAGCGUGGAGAACAAGUUAAAGGCAGUUUACAAAAGGUGGACAAAUGGAAGCAUGCUUUAAUGGAAGUAAGCAACUUAUCAGGAUGGGAUUCACGAGAUAAGUAUGUUAAUUACAUUUUUAAAUUACUCUUUACUGUAGUUUUCUAA
Molecule: messenger RNA, 776 nt
Organism: Hevea brasiliensis (rubber tree)
Lineage: Eukaryota; Viridiplantae; Streptophyta; Magnoliopsida; Malpighiales; Euphorbiaceae
Product: disease resistance protein RUN1-like
Exons: 1
Coding region: 249-776 (175 amino acids)
Biological process (GO): signal transduction
Source: RefSeq, a predicted model, not a curated record